Messenger RNA from Cricetulus griseus (Chinese hamster), 4050 nucleotides. The record is from RefSeq and is a predicted model, not a curated record. Lineage: Eukaryota; Metazoa; Chordata; Mammalia; Rodentia; Cricetidae.
AUGAUGGAACCCUCUGAAGACUCAUUUGAGACGAUGAUGGAGCUUAAGAAUCCAUCAUCAAAACAAAUGGAGUCCUCCGAGGGCUCAUCCAACACCGCUGAGGAGACACCAGGCACCAGCGGGGCGCAGGCGCAGGCGCAGGCAGAGGCGGGCUCAGCCAGUGGCCCAGCCCAGGAGCCACCCAGUGGCUUGGUCCAGGAGACAGAAGAGCUGCCCACUGAUCUACUCCAAGACAUGGAGAAGUCAUCCAGUGGUCCAUGUGUGAAAACAGAGGAUCCACCGAACGACCUACUCCAAGACUUGGAGGAGUCAUCCAACGGCGAAGACCCACUGAGUGAGAUAUCUGACGGGCUGUGUGUAGUGUCAAGCAAUUCCUCUGAGACCCGGUCAGACGAAGAUGACACUAACCUGGAUGUUACCAGUGGGGAGUUCGGAGAGGAGAGUCAGGCCGGGAACUCUCCAGAAGAAGUCGUGGCCACAAUGGGGUCCAUCAUCUCGCUGUUCCUCCGAAUGCAAGACGUCAGACAGCAGCAGAUAGUGGCAGAGGAGCUCUUGACGGAUGCCAUCGAUGACGGCCAGCUCCCUUCCAUCAGGCCCUUCUCUGGAGAUCGCAGAGACUACCAUGAGUUCAUUGUACUCUGCCAGAUGGCCUUGCAGAACCACCAAGCAAUGUUCCCCACUGAUCAACUUCGAGUGAGAUUUCUCAUCCGCCACAUGACUGACCUAGCCUUAGAAUGGGCCACCACCUUGAUAGAGCAGGAAAGCCCCCUGUUGAACAACUUCUCAGCCUUCCUCCAGGCCAUGUCAGACAGGUUCGAGUACCGGCAGACGCUGCGUGUGGCAGAAGACGCCAUAUUCAGUAUCAGGCAGGGCAACCGUAGUGUUGCCGAUUACAUCAAUGAGUUCCAGAGUCUGGUACCCACCUUGCGCUGGCCCGAUGAAGUCCUGCAGGCCCACCUGUGCCAGGGGCUCAAUGAAGACAUCAGGCAUUAUCUGUUCCGCAUCCCUCAGCCAGAAUCCCUGGAGAACCUGAUGGUGCUGGUCCUGCAAAUUGAAGAUAAGCUGGCAGAGAGAAGAGCCGUGCUCAGGCUACCCCCCGAGUCCCGCCCAAGGAACAUGACCUGGAUCGACUCACCUGCCCCAGAGAAGUGGCGGGUGAGCAGCUGGCUUCCCUAAACGCUCCAUCCAGACAUUGACCAUGCCCACAUCUUCCUGUUGCUCAUGGUGAGGGUGAGCCCCUACCACAGUGUCGCAGUGCAGGCCCUGCUGGACUCAGGAGCAGAAGGGAACUACAUGGAUGAGAGGUUUGCCCAAGAACACUACGUGGAGCUCUACGAGAGACCCUAUCCACAGGCAAUCCAAACUGCGGAUGGCUCCCUCAUCGGCAACGAACCUACAUGGCUGUACACCGAACGCCUGCUGUGCGUCCAGCAGAACCAUUAUGAAUACAUCGAGUUUGACAUUGUACCUUCGCCUCACUUCUCUGUGGUCUUGGGCAUCAAGUGGCUCCGAACCCACGCACCUGACGUUGACUGGAUCAAAGGCCGCUGCACCUUCCACUCUCCCUACUGCCUGAGGAAUUGCUUCACCCCACCGCCACCAUGCAUCGCACUGGAGAGAUACGGAAUGAGCCUGCUACCCGGAUUGCCACACCCAUACUCAGACCUGGCCGACGUGUUUAACCCGAAGGAAGCAGAUGAUGAGACUUCCGACCAGCCAAGCUCAGACGGAUCCGAUGAUCUUUCUGAAUCAGAGCCCUCUGAGCUUCAGCAGGCUGGAGACAGUGAUCGCAACGACGUCUUUUACGAGUGCCGUUCCAGGGCGCCUUGGGCAUCUGUGACUGCCAGGAUGCAAGAAAAAGCCAGGCAGCAAGAGGAGUAUUGGAUACUGUGUGACAUGCUGACUGACAGACAGGACUACAUACAGAUGAUACCAGAACUGUUUGACCAGUUACAUGGAGCUGCAUGGUUCACAAAGCUGGUGCUGAGCAGGGACAUUAAGGGGGCUGAUAUCAACUACAGCGUCACACGCACGGAAGACACAUGGAGAGCAACGUUUGGUUUGACCCUUCACCAGAUGAGAUGCUACCGGCCCUUCACAAUGUGCUCAUUUGCUGAUGAAUCUGAUAACGAGAUUCACUUCAUCCUAAAAGACAUCCUAGGCUUCUACGUGAUUGCCCGUGGCCAGGAGGUCCUGGUCUACUCAAUGAGCCAGGAGGAACACGUUGAACACGUCCGCCAGGUCCUGCUCCGGUUCCGAAACAACAACGUCUACUGCUCGCUGGACAGAAGCCAGUUCCAUCGCCAAACCGCAGAGAUCAUGGGCUUCGUCCUGUCCCCCAAAGGGGUGAAACUCAACAAGACCCUCAUGAAUCUCAUUAUGGGGUGCCGUGUCCCUGGCAACAGAAGGUGCCUGCAAACCAUUAUCGAACUCGUCUAUCCCUACCGCCACUUCGUGGAGCACUUUGCCAUCAUCGCAGACCCCCUGGUGAGGCAGCUGCUGAGUUCAGAGCCCUACUACUGGGGAGAAGAGGAACAGGAGGCCUUGGAAUGCCUCAAGAGGGCCUUCCGCAAGGCACACACUCUCUACCACCCCAAGCCUCAGAAUCCAUUCUACCUGGAAACAGGCGUCACCGGGUCAUUCCUACAUGCCUCCCUGGUCCAGACCGAUGAGGAAACUGGCAAAAAAGCUACCUGCGCUUUCUACUCACGACGCCUCUCCCCAAUGGAGGUGGAGUACCCUCAAGUGGAGUUGAGGAUCCUUCCAAUCCGGGCUUCCUUCAUGGUGUGGUGCCGCUACCUGGAGAACACCGAGGAGCCCAUCAUGAUCCUUCUCAACACAGAGGAUCUAGCCUCUCUGAAUAAUGACAGGCUCACCGUACUUCUCCCCGGGCAUUGGGUCUUCUUCUUCUCCCACUUCCAUUUCGAUGUCAUGGAGCUGCCCGAUGAAGACGACACCUUAGCCCUGUCCCAAAGGAGAAGCUGGAACGACAGAGCUGCCCGAGGCAGGAUCAUGCGGCCACUGCUGCUUCUUGCCUUGAGGAGAGGUCGAAGGGACACCUCCGCAGAGUCUGAUUCUGAUGACAGUGAAUAUGGCUCAUACCAGGAAUCAGAAGACUACAGUCAGCAGACUUUGGUGCAGCAGCUACUGUCUGCCAUCCCGAUAAACCAGCUCUUCAGUGGCAUCCUGGCCCACUUCAGUAUGGCCCAGAUCCGGGUCGUUAUCCACAGCUUCUACCGUGGCCUGAUCUACUGGAAGAAUGCCCUGGGUGUAGCGUCCCUUCUGGCGAUGAUGAGGGUGAGGCAGCGCCAGUGCCCAGUGCCUACCCCCUCUUGGGAGGUGGAGAGGCCUCAGCCCCGACAAACAGUCCGACUCAUCCUGGACUCUUCCCUCAUUGCAGGUAGUGGCAUGUCCGCAGCCAUUGCUCAGUUGUUCAACCAGAUGCCCUCUCUUGCGGGUGCCAACACCCUUCCAUCUCGAGAGUUGGCUGAAGUGUUCCUGACCCCAGGCGGCUGGCAUCAGAAUGCAGUGAAUUUCCGGCCCCGACGGGACCUGCAAUUCACACCUGGGUACUGGUUGACCCUGUGUGAGUUCUUCGGGGUCAGAGUCAACCCCGACGAUGACAUCUUCCCUGCCCCAAUCCGGCACCGAUGCUUGGAGCUGCGCGUCAUUGGUGAUGAAGAUGUCGUCUUGCGAGAAGCCCUGCAAGACGACCUGCAACGUUACCGUCAGAGUGGCCUGCAUGACGGCCUGCAAGACACCUCGCAGGACGCGCAGGGUAACGACGUGCAAGACCUGCUUGGCGACCAAGAAGUGGUCACCCUCCGCCCACGAAAUCUGUUGGACCCCCAGGUCCUAGAUUUCCUCAACAACCGCCUUCUCUACAUUCUUGGGGCCGAUGGCCAGCUUACUCUAGCCACCAGAGAUGAGGUGGCCCGGACUCUUGCACGAUUCCUGGUCAUAGCCUCCAGAACGGUCCCGCCUUCCCCACCCAGGGACCAGGCCAGGCUGCAACAACUAUCGGACUCAUCAGAUGAUGAGCUUGAGUGA